CCCCUGACUUCUGUCUGUAGAGUGUUGAUUGGCCCUGUGCUGAUCACAUGCACUCUCCCAAAAAAAAAAAAAAAAAAAACUCUCUAGUAAUACACACCAAACUGAGCAUGUGCAGAGUGUCUCCACACGAUAUGUCUUAUCAGGAGAACACUGGAAGAAGAGGAGGAUCAGAGAAUUCAGCAUCACAAUAACAAUUUAUUCUGGCCAUUGAAGUGAACACCGAAGCGUUAAAUCUGCCUAGAGUUAACAUGUGUUUAGUCAUAUAUAGCGAAUGCAGCGUCCUGGGUUUAGUAAAACUU
This is a messenger RNA of Staurois parvus, 299 nucleotides long. NCBI's taxonomy places the organism in Eukaryota, Metazoa, Chordata, Amphibia, Anura, Ranidae. The record is from the annotation of a GenBank genome assembly.